Molecule: messenger RNA, 2185 nt
Organism: Drosophila navojoa
Lineage: Eukaryota; Metazoa; Arthropoda; Insecta; Diptera; Drosophilidae
Gene: nw
Product: narrow
Source: RefSeq, a predicted model, not a curated record
GUUUACGUGUGUAUGUGUUGGGUGCGAGUCAUCGGCAUCGUCCAUCGGCUGAAUUCGUAACGUGCUGCGCGCAUUGGAAUAGGAAGUUCACAUCGCAACUGGAAACUGGAAAUUGGAAGUGUUGGCGUUCUGGAAUCAAGCAGUCGCAGCAGCAGAAGAAGUCGCAGCAGCAGCAGCAGAAGCAGCAGCAGCAGCAGCGGGUUUCUUCUUCGACUCUUGACGGUUCGCGGUUGCGUGAUAUAGCCUGGCUAUCAGUUAGUUCAGUCGAAGGCUUACAGUGAACGCGACGAAAAGUGCCAACGGUUCUUCGAUCUUUCAACAGCAUCUACGCGUUCGUUAUUCAAAUUCAAUUGUGCACAAGAGAUCCCCGAGAGUUUCAAACCUCUUGAACAAAAUCAUGGCCAAAAUCAUUUUGUUUUGUGUGCUCAGCCUCUUGGCAUGCGCUGCAGGUCAACGCAUUACGACUAUACAUUUGGAUGGUGUGCAGUACUUUAUCAGUCGUAUGAAUCCGUAUUCACCGGAGCUAAACUAUUUCUUGGCCUAUCAAUACUGCCGAUCACUGGGCCUGCAAUUGGCCUCUUUCGAGACCAAGGAGAAGGCCGAGUCGAUGACUACAUAUCUGAAGAAUGCCGGCUAUGGCAAUUAUGAUUUCUGGACCUCCGGAAAUCGUUUGGGCACGGGCAUGUUCCUAUGGAUGAGCACCGGACUACCGUUCAAUGCGACAUUCGAUUUCUUCGAGAAUUCGGCCGAUGCCAUCCAAGCGGGCCUGCUCGAUCCCGUCGAUCACAAUAGCAACACCUCGCCACAGCGCACGGCACGCGACAGCAGUGGUGCCGAGAAGGGCUGCGUCAUACUGAAGCAGCCGACGUUGAAAUGGAUGCCCGAGGACUGCUCUGCCGUAAAGGAUUUCAUUUGCGAACAGACCCGCUGCUAUUAUUACAACUAUGGCAGCAUUCCGGUAUCGUCUGCGCAGGGACGCCCCAUUACUUCAACCACACCACGCACACCUGCCGAUCUGUUGAACCUGCCAUCGACCACGCCACUGCCCCUCAUCAUGUCCACCAGCGCCGGCAGCGGCAGCGGCAGCGGCGGCGGUUUGUUUGCCAAGCCCAAGUCGUCGAUGUCGAUGUCCGAUUCAGCUCAUCAGCCGUCGACUGUGUGGUUCAAGCUGAAUCACGAUCGCUCGCUGGCUGAUGCGGAUGCCGCCGAUGUGGAUGGCGACCUGGAGGCUGAUGUGGAGGAGCACGAUGAUGCUGAUGGCGAGACUGAUUUCGAUGAGCAUGAGCACGAGCAUGAGUCUGGCGAUGCCUCCAACGAGCACGCACGCGAGCUGGGCGAUGCCGACGGGGAUGUUAAGGAGCACGUUUUUCCACUAAACGACAACGAGCUGCACAACGAAAUGCAUUCGAUCGAGGAGCUACAGCUGCAGCUGCAGGCUCAGGCUAACGAGGAGCAGCCCGAGCAUGAGGAGGAUGCACCAGAGGCGGAUGAGAAUGCCAGUGCAGACCAUGAGUCGGAAGCUGACGCUGAGUCGGAAUCUGAGCCUGAGGCGGACUCGCACUUCGAGUCGUCGGCCAGGGUCAGCGAUGCACCAGCAGCCAAGCUGCCCAGUUCCACAGAGUCGCCGGCCAUCGAGGUGCGUCUCAAGCAGAUAGCACAGGAUUUCGAGAAGAUGACCAGCUCCCAGGAGCUGCAGCGCGCGGCUGCUGCAGUCGUCAGCAAGGAUGAGAUUACGCCACAAUCAUCGCUCUCACUCAGCGAUCUCAUACGCACGCUGCGUCCCAACGAGCAGCAGAUCAUACCACAAAUCGACUCCGACUACUCCAAUGCAAUGCGUGUACUGGGCAAAACAUCCGCCGUGGUUGGCAACGAGGACUCACGCAAGUUCAAGGUGCUGCCCGAAUCACACAACUUCUAGGAAACCUAAGGCAUAAGUGCGAAGUGUAGGCUUCAGUUUUGUGGGGCACUGUCGUGGGUUCCACUGAGGAAUGUUCAUUAACGAUGCCCAGAAGGUGCCCAAUGGCGCUUCUCUCUGCGGACCCACCACAGCUAACACAUACUCUCUCUCCAUAGAUAUUAAUUAAUUACAAUUUGUCCAAUCCGAGCUGAGAGUCUGACACACUUCUUAUAUACUACUUACUAUAUUACUAUAUAAUAAUAUAUGCUUUAAUUGUAUGACAAAAAA